Adineta steineri is the source of this 609-nucleotide messenger RNA. NCBI's taxonomy places the organism in Eukaryota, Metazoa, Rotifera, Eurotatoria, Adinetida, Adinetidae. The record is from the annotation of a GenBank genome assembly.
AUGGCUUAUUCAUCUGCUACUACAUCAACAACACGAACAGGAGAUUCAUGUUGUCGUGCACUUGAAUUUGAACUUAAAAAAAAUGGUCCAUAUAUGUUAGCUGGUCUUGGUGUUAGCGGUGGUCUUCUUCUUCUCGCUAAUCGAAAUAUUCCUGCAAUUGGUAUUCCUAUCUUAUCUUCAGCUGCUGAUCGAGUUGCUUAUGCUCUUCGAUGGACUGGACUUGAAGGAAUUUCAAUGGUUACAGCUGUCUGGUGUGUUAUUGGCGUUCGUGCUAAAUACGGUAUUGAACCAACAUCAUCAGAAGAAAAUCGUCAUUUACAAAUUUCACAACGAAUUUUAAGAGAUACAACUGAAUCAUUUCUUACAUUUACUGCUGCUAAAUUAGCUUUAGCUUCUGUACUUGAAGCUGAUAAUCUUCGUAUUAUUCCUGCUUUAUCAGGUCUUUUUAUUCUUGGUCGUUAUACAUUUGACGCAGCUAUCAAUCAUCCAGCACAUGCAUUCGGUUUCACUGUCAGUACUGUUGCUACAUUUACAGCUUAUGGUCUUUUUCUUUAUAAAAUCUUUUCAAAAGGUAUUCAUUCAAAUCUUCUUCCAUUUUCACUUCGCUAA